Molecule: messenger RNA, 750 nt
Organism: Eimeria maxima
Lineage: Eukaryota; Apicomplexa; Conoidasida; Eucoccidiorida; Eimeriidae
Exons: 3
Coding region: 1-750 (249 amino acids)
Source: RefSeq, a predicted model, not a curated record
AUGAAACCUGCAAAGACUCUGCCUUUGCUCCUUCUCUCGGAUAUUCCUUUGCUGCGAGUUGCUGCAGCAGAAACAAUGCCCUCCUGCAAUGACACGGACAGCCACGAGCUGCUGCUUAACACCGCUUUCCUUAAGCAACGGCAAACUCUUGAGAGGGAACAAAGAGACUCCCAUCCUCCAACAAAAGGCAAGAUGGAGUCAACAAACCGACAAAGGAAUGCCGAACCUGCAGGUGCCGCUCCGGUAGCUGGUGCUCCUGCUGUUCCUGAUGCUGACCCAGUUGAUCGUUUUGCGGCUGCUCCUGCUGCUGCUCCUGUUGUUCCUUCUUCUGAUGCCUCUGGUUCUGUUUCUCCUGGUGAGUUUAACUCCGCAGAGACUGAUAGUGUCUGUGUGAUUACUGCUGUGCCUGCGCCCCCCGCUGCUGCUGCUGCUGCUGCUGCUGCGGUAGAUGCUCCAGCUGCUGAUUUUGCUGGCGAUUGUGCUUCUGCUUCUGCCGCUCUGCAUGCCCCUGUUGCUACAGAGGCUGUCAAUCGAGUUGGUGCGGCUGCUGCUGCUUCCGCCGUUACGCGUGUCCCUGCAGCUGCUGCUGUACCUGACUGCUCUCUGCGGCUUCGCUUUGACCGUAGGCGCCUUGCAGGGAGAUGUGCGGAGGGCCAUAGGAAAGACGAAAGUGUGCCCUUCUGUCGCUCCUCUGCAUGGAUGGACGCCCCGAUAUACAGCGAACCACCCAAGACUGCAGAGUCGGAAUAA